This is a messenger RNA of Prorocentrum cordatum, 3216 nucleotides long. The record is from the annotation of a GenBank genome assembly. NCBI's taxonomy places the organism in Eukaryota, Dinophyceae, Prorocentrales, Prorocentraceae.
AUGGGCGGCAAGCGUGCUAGUGGCGCUGCUGCUUCAGCGUCGCGCGGUCCGCCGAAGUCGGCCGCCCGCCGCGGUGGCAGAGGCAGCGCUUGUGCAUCGGACUCGGGCUUUUGCCAUCGUUGCGAGCAGCCAGUCGACGUCGCGUCGUCGAAGCGCGGCGGGCACCCCACGGCGCCGUGGAUCGGCUGCGACAACUGCUGGGUGACCUUCGAGAGGCACUACUGCGAGGACAACGCCUGGCCCGACAUCUGCGAGCGCAGCCGCGAGGAUCCAGACUUCAGCGCCGAGUUCGGCGCGAGGGCCACUGCGGACUUGGAGCUAGAGAGCCAAGUGGCAACGGCAGCGGAGCGUGGCAGCGUCGAGGUGGCCACGUACUACGGACAGGAGGUCAGCACUUCGAUGGUGCAGCUCACCCCGAAGCAGUGGGCUUCACAAGUGGCUCCUCGCGGGACCGUUGGCAUCACGCCCGAGAUGUGCGACCUGAUCCAGUCUCGCGUUCCGUCCUCCUGCCAGCCAGGAGUCAACACCACGGGCGUGAUCAUCGCAGAUCCAGAUCAGCCAUACGUCAGCAUCAGGAACUACACGAGGACAGAAGUGAGGAUGGCAUCCACCAGGCUGACGCCCCAGCAGGCCGUCAAGGCGGGUGCAGAGACGGACGCCGUCAAGCGGGAGGUGACGAAGCUGCGGCAGCAGCAGGCGGUCGCCGUCAGAGGGUUCGCAAAGGUCCCGACGAUCACAGAGCUGCAGAACGCCAAGGCCGCCGUGGACGAUCCCCUCAUGGCGAUUGGGAACGGCACAUUGCAUGAGGACGUGGAGUCAGUUUUCCCAGGCGCCAGCGGUGGCCAGAGAGCUGGGGGCGCUGCGCAUUCGCCUGCGGGGGCACCCAGUGCUGGGAUGGAUUCGGGCAUCUCUGCCAGCUCCGCGGUCGCUCUACACAUCUCCAGUCAGCCCUUAGUCAAGGCGAAGUCGGGCGCGGCGGCUUCGCACCCAGGCCAGGUCACGGCGCGCUUCGACGGCUACAAGAACGACCUGGUGAUCCACGAGAUCUUGGAUGGGAGCCUCAGGGGGGACCGAUCCUACGGCUUGAAGAGGUUUAAGCCGAAGUCCCCCAGCCUUUCCGUGAUGGUGAACAAGCUCACUUCGAAAGUUGAGGCGGCGAGCGCCCUGUCCACCAACAUCAGCACCAUGCAAUGGACCCAGGUCCUCACCCACCUGAAGGAGCUCAGCCCAGACGAUGUGGAGGCCACGGCUGUCUUUCGCAAGACGCUCUUGAAGAAGUUCGUGCAGCACUCUAUCUCCGAUGGCGAGGUGGUCAUUGAGACUCUGAUCCCGUGGUCUCCCCACCCUGAUGACUUCGACAUGACUGCCCCCAAUGUGUCGUCUAUGAAGGGCAUGUCUGAUAGCGAGAAGGUUGACCUAGUUCGAGAGGUGCUCUUGGAUGACAUCGUCCUUCCCCAGUUGGAGGAUCCUGCGAGGGUCACCUUCCUCCAGGCCAUUGGCAAGCUCCUCAAGGAUACGUUCCCGAAGCUCGGUGACCAGUGCCCACCCGAGAUCGCUGAGUUCUGCAAGCACGUCCAGGCGCUUGGCAUGCUACUGUUUCACUUACCGAACAACGACCCCCUGAGCUUCGCGGAGUGUGACCCCCACAUGGGCGUGAUGAUUGCACUCUUGACUGGCGUCACCGACGCUGCCGAGUGGCAUCCUGUGGCUGAGGUGCUGGGUAACAGCGCUCCGUGGGCAGACUACAAAUCGACCUUCAGGAGGGCAGCCUCAACAGACAUUCAGCUUGCCCCCAGGAUGAAGAAGACCAUCGAACAGCUCGAGACUACAGAGGGCAACACGCUUGAAGGCAUCGAGCUCAUGAGCACCGUUCUCGUGGAGAUCGGGUCGUGGAGAAAGGUGUGCCGCGGGUCAUCGAGAUCGACAGGCGGCGCAGAGAUCGUCAUGCAGGGCAGGCUCGAGAAGGCCAUCGCAGACCUCCUGGGGACGACCGCAGAUUCAGUGGACGUGAAGGUCGGGGAGGCGCUGAUCGAGCUGUACUCCAAGUUCGCACGCGUGAAGGGGUUCGAGCCCGACACCGCGGACGACCCGUGCGGAAGCAAGUACGGUGAUCUCAUCAACCACGUGGACCACGCAUCGAGGUGCCGUGUCGAAGGCAGCUUCAGGAAUACCAUCGAGAAGUACAACACUGGGGCUAACUGCCAUCAGGUGGCCACUGAGAUCAAGGCGUUCGUGGAAGAGAACAAGGGCAUGCAGAUGCCGCUGCUGGUGGACGCCGAGCACCUCGUCAAGGCCACUCUCCACGUCGCCGAUCACAUCGGCCUCCUGCUGUACGACGCGCAGCUCGACACGCUGGGAGCCGUCGGGGACCUGAUCCAGGAUGCGAUCGACAAACACGCGCUGGCCGCCACGAUGCUGUCCUGCGUCACGCCUGACCCCUCGUUCAGGCCCAGCCUGGACGCCGUUUCAGACCGCCUCGCCGACACGUUCUCGGUCAUCCAGGUCGCGAAGUACGCUGUGGCCUUCUACGAGACGGGCGACGAGGACGCCGCCGAACUGCGCAGUGCUUGGGAGCGGCUGGACAGUUCCCUGGACGACGGCAUCCCAUGCGCCUCGAAGCCGCACGAUGACAUCCUGCAGGAGCUUGGCUGUUCCAAGUAUGAGGGUUUCGUUGCUCGGGCCGAGAAGUGGCACCAGGUGGCCAAGGACCUCUGGUCCGAGUAUGCGCAGAGCCAGAUGGACCAGCUGCUCGACGAAGGGCGCGUGCUCUUCGCGGUCUUGCAGAAGUUGUCGGGAGGGAUGUUGAACGGCAGCCACUUCAUGGACGGUUUCGCUGGGGAGGCGACUGACUUCGCUCAGACGAUCGGCCACUUGAAGGUGGGGCUCUUCAAGCAGACGGGGGUCUCGAACAGGCUCAAGGACGCCUACCGUGCUGUGCAGCACAAGCUCGGACGCGCCGUCGAGGAGUCGAAGCGCUUGAAGGUGCCACUCGAGAAGUGGCAGGCCACUCAUGGCCAGUGGCGCGAUGGCCUGGCGAAGGCCGACGUGACGUUGACGACGGCAGCCAUCGCCCAGUGCGCGAAAGAUCGCAAGACUGACGAGGUCACCAAGGCCAACCUCCAGCGCGCGCUGGACCAGAUGCAGGCCAGGAAGGUCAGCAUCGAGUCGCUGCCAGCAUCCGUUUGGGAGCAGGCGCAGCAGACGCUGGCUGCUUGA